Molecule: messenger RNA, 1224 nt
Organism: Parathielavia appendiculata
Lineage: Eukaryota; Fungi; Ascomycota; Sordariomycetes; Sordariales; Chaetomiaceae
Product: cytochrome P450
Exons: 9
Coding region: 1-1224 (407 amino acids)
Molecular function (GO): oxidoreductase activity, acting on paired donors, with incorporation or reduction of molecular oxygen; iron ion binding; monooxygenase activity
Source: RefSeq, a predicted model, not a curated record
AUGUACUCAGCCCGAGCCGAUAUUCCGAACUUCCCCUUCCAGCGUGCGUCCGGUCUGGAACCUCCCGCAGAGUUCGCGCGCCUGCGCAAGACAAACCCGGUGUCCAAGGUCAGGCUAUACGACGGGUCGACGGCAUGGCUGGUGACCAAGUACCGCGACGUGUGCCGGGUGGCAACGGACCAGCGGUUGUCCAAGGAGCGACGGAGGCCCGGGUUCCCCGAGUUCAGCGACGGCGGUAAGCAGGCUGCCAAGCAGAGGCCGACGUUUGUGGAUAUGGAUCCGCCGGAGCAUACGAGACACCGGAACAUGGUUGAGUCGUGGUUUACCCCUGAAAAGGUCAAGUCGAUGCAGCCGUACAUCGACAAGACAGUCAACGACCUGCUCGACCGGAUGAAGGUUAAGGGAUGCGCAGGCGGGCCCGUUGAUUUUGUGGAGGAGUUUGCGCUGCCUGUACCCUCAUAUAUCAUUUACACCAUCCUCGGUGUGCCAUUCGAGGAUCUCGAGUUUCUGACGGAGCAGAAUGCGAUCCGCACCAAUGGAAGCUCAACCGCGCGAGAGGCGUCUGCAGCGGCCGAUGAACUCCUUCGCUACCUCACAGGACUCGCCAACAAACGCAUGAAGCAACCCGAGAACGACCUGAUCAGCCAGUUGGUGACAGAGCAGGUUGGGAGCGGGAACCUCGAGAUGGCCGAUGCUGUUCAGAUGGCUUUCCUGCUGCUGGUGGCGGGCAAUGCGACCAUGGUGAACAUGAUUGCGCUGGGCGUCGUGACCCUGGCUCUGCAUCCUGAUCAUCAGGCCGACUUGAAGGCCGACCCGGACAAGUGGGCUGCCCCAUUCGUGGAGGAGCUGUGCCGCUACCACACGGCCUCGGCCAUGGCCAUCAAACGCACGGCCAAGGAGGAUGUCGAAAUUGGCGAAAAGCUCAUCAAGGCCCACGAGGGCAUCAUUGCCUCGAACCAGUCGGCGAACCGCGACGAGGACAUCUUCGACAACCCGGAUAAAUUUACUAUGUACCGGACGUGGCCCACAGAGGAGCCCCUGGGGUUCGGUUUUGGUGACCAUCGCUGCAUCGCCGAGCAUCUGGCCAAGGCUGAGUUGACGAGUGUCUUCAGACACCUUUGUGGCCAGUUGCCCAAUAUGAGGCUGGCCACACCAAUAGACGAUCUUGAGUACACGCCUCUAAACAGCGAUGUGGGCAUCGUAAGAAUGCGUAUCUUUUUCUAA